Danaus chrysippus (African queen) is the source of this 1161-nucleotide messenger RNA. The record is from the annotation of a GenBank genome assembly. Lineage: Eukaryota; Metazoa; Arthropoda; Insecta; Lepidoptera; Nymphalidae.
AUGUCGAAGCUAAAUUUGUCGAGCGUCCGAAGCACUGUAAACGAUAAUGCGUCUAAACAGGACAUUUGCCAAACAAAGUUUGAAUCAAAUGUAUUAACAGACCCCGAUGACGAGCAUUAUUGUGAGUACCGUGAUGAGAUUUGGAAGAAUCUUUUGGAGCAAGACGCUGAAAAGCCAAUCAUACACCUUCAAUCACCACAAUUGGAGUUCCGAGGCGCUUUAGUGCAACAGCUGCGUGACGUCACAAAAAAGCUUGGGCUAACUGUGGCGACCUUACACUCGGCUGUGGCUCAGCUAGACUUGUUCAUGGACGCUCACAGACUCAGAGCUGAUAGACUGACGCAUGUGGCGUUGGCCUGCCUCAGUCUAGCUGCAAAAAACGAGGAGAAGAUCAGCAGAGCGCCAACCUUGAAGACAUUAUCCAAAAUAAGCGGUGUUCAGCUAUGUGGGAAGACGUUCAGGCAGUUAGAAUGGAUGGUCGGACAGCAUACGCUUCAAACGCGAUGGUGCCAAGUACUCGAAGCGUAUUUGGAUUUGACAUUAUCAGAUGUCCGUCUAAAAGUAGUAGAGUGUGUGGACGUGGGGUGUGCGUGUGUGGCGUGCGCACGCGCAGACCUGGGGCUGUCAGCGUGGCCCGCCUGGCUCGCCGGGCGCUCAGGACGAAGUCACGCGCAUGUAGCGCCUAUAGCGAGGCUCUUACAGAGGAUGAUGCAGAUAUUGAAAUCUCGUGAGGCUGGUGAUUCAGAAAUCGACCAAGGAUACAGCAGUGCAAGAACAUCCCCAAAUAUAACACCCUGUACAUCACCACAGUAUCAAAUAUCACCGGCUUCGAGCACAUGCAGUACUUCAUCUAGAAGUUACUUGAAUGUGGACACUUCAUAUCGCCAACGGCCAGUAAGGCAAGAAAACCCGUAUGCUGUACUAGACUUAGAUAAUAAUACACCGAUAUUACCAAACCACGAUUACUAUAUACCAACCAUAGAGAACUGCCAACGAGUAAAUAAUCCAUCUGAUUAUAGAUAUUGUAGGGCUAGUAGAUUAAUUGAUUAUGAUGGUCAGCAAUCUACAAGUAUGGCUGUGAAAAGAGGUCUAGAUGGUAACGUAGAUUUAGAUAGGAAACGGUAUCGGCUGACGUCACAAAUGUCACAAGUCGUGCUCUGA